GCCAUAUUAAAGGGAGACAAAAGACGACGGUGCGACUUCGAAAGCGCGCGCGUGUUGUGUCUUGAAAAGGUAAUCAGCAUAAGAAAUUCCUGGACAGUUAUGCUAAUGCGAUCGUCGAUCGCUUAAGCUUGUGGAAGAAAGACUCCGCAGUUCUGCAUUGAAGGGGGGACGCAGAAGAAGAAUGUUUACAACAAACAACAUCCAAACGGCGACGGGCACACCAAUCGGGAUUCAGUACCAGACGACGACGACGACCGACAUCAACAAAGGCACCAAGCUGGAGGGCCAAAAGACGAACCAACAGGCGCCGGAGUUUUCGACGUUCUACGCCAAUGUGAAUAUGAUACAGAAGUUGACGCCAACGUCGCAGGCGCUUAGUACCGUCAACUUGGCACAGAUUUCCGAUGACACGAAAACGGUCCAGUACUUGCAGCCCUUCAGCUACACAAACUGUGCCCUGGUCAACCAGAUGCCGAUACCGAAUGGCGUUACAGGCAUUACGGUAGAUGGGCGGCAGCUCGUUGUCAACAAGCCGAUUGCUAACACCAUUUCGAACAUCAGCUUCAAGUGCGAUGUGUGCGGAUUGAUGUUUAACCAUCUGACGCUGCUGAAUCAUCACAAGCGCACGCACAAUCAGGACGGUGAAACGACAUCGGAUGCCAUUACCGUCGUAACCCAGCCGCAGAACUUGGUGCAGGCUCAAAAUCUCAUUUCGGAAACGGGUCAAAAUCUGGGCCAGAUUCAAAUCGUCGCCACCGAGGCCCUCGAUCCAGCUCCUCAACAGCAACAGCUACAACACGCACAGGAAGCGCAGCAGCAAGCUCAGCAACAGCAGCAAGCGCAGCAGCAACAACAGGCGCAACAGCAGGCACAGCAGCAGCAACAGCAGCAACAGCAGCAACAACAGCAGCAGCAGCAACAAGUUACAACUCACUCGACGAAGGCAGAUAAAUCGCAGAAGUGCAUCUCUUGCAACGGGCCCAUCCAUAGCAACCCCAAGCGUAAAGGCCCCAAGUUGAUUCGUUGCGAAACGUGCAUCAACAACGAUGGUGCCCAGACUGUGGCGCGAACCACCCAGAUCUUUGUUGCACCGGAUGGAGAUAUCAAGUUCGAGAUUGGCGAAAUUCCCAAUGCCUCCAACAGCAACUCGUCGAUGGACUCGUUGAUGCCCAAUCCGAUGCACGCCAUCAAGGCAGAACACACCGUAGUUCCGCAACAAAACGCACAUCCGGUGAAGAAGCGCAACCUAGCGACCGUCACAAAGUGCAACAAGUGUAACGGCUCGGGCGUGAUUAUUGUUGGUGGCCAGAAGAAACACAUGCAUCAGUCGCAUAUUCAGCACCAACCUGAAAAACCGUUCACAUGCAACACCUGCGGAGGACGCUUCUCGCGCUACUCCAGCCUUUGGUCGCACAAGAAGCUGCACACGGGUGAAAAGAACUACAAGUGCAACGUGUGCGGGAUAGCGUUUGCAAAGGCCGUCUACCUGAAGAACCAUAUGCGCAUUCACACCGGAGAAAAACCGUACAAAUGUGGCACGUGUGGCAUGCAGUUCUCGCAGUCACCGCACCUAAAGAACCACGAACGGACACACAGUGGAGAAAAGCCGUACGUUUGUGAGGUCUGUGACAAGGGUUUCGCACGCCACGCUACUCUGUGGAACCAUCGCCGUAUCCACACUGGCGAGAAACCGUAUAAAUGCAAUCGUUGCCAAUCGGCAUUCAGUCAAGCUGCCCAUUUGAAGAACCACGAAAAGGUGCAUUCGGGAUUGAAGCCUUUCAAGUGUGACAUCUGCUCAGCAGCAUUUGCCGAUCGUUUCGCUCUCAAACGGCACCGUGGCAUCCACGAGAAAUAUGGACAAACCACGCCACUGCAUCAGAAUCAACAAAACCAACAGGCCCAACAGCAGCAACAGGCUGGCCAGCAACAGCAGCCCCAGCAGCAGCAAGUGGUCCACAAAGAAGAGAUCAUCGAGAUGGAUGAAAAGUCACGAGAAGUGAUUAUAUCUGGUAUGUAAGGCGGUUUACAUCCGAAAUGGGAUGUAUACCGUGAGCUAACAGUAUAAAAGCGUAUUCGUAGAAGAAGCUACAAAUGCAGGAUACGCCACUUCAGGCAGUAUAGGGGGCAGGCAAAGGCUUCAACGUGUAAAAAGCCAAAAGAUCCAAUAAUCGAUAGAGAAAAGCACACACAUGUUAUUAGUUAAAGCAUAAACUUAAGCAUCAGAUUUGCAUGAGAAGUACAUGCGAUACUGUAUAAAAAUGGAUAAUUUUACACAUAAACACUGACAUUUUCGAGGUCAAUACCGGAAGUAGCACUUGUAGCACUACUGUCUCAAAUGAAUCAAACGACAAAACAGUAAUUAUUUUCCGAAGCAAGCCGCAAAUCUGCACAGAUCUGCAGAUCACAGGGAUUUAGUUGAAGCUAAAGAGAACAACUUACAAGGCACAACAAUACAUAUAAUAUCAAAUGUAGUAACUAUGUAUAAUAAAUCUAUUUUAUUUCUUUUUUGUCCUCCAUGUCAUACUGCGUCUCGUUUCUACGGACGAAACACAGUCCGCGAAAGCAUGCCAGUUACACAAAUCGUUCUCCACUCUUAAGUACGUAUAACAACAUUCAAUUCAAAAUGGAACGCUGGCAGAGACGGUCAAUGCGGUCGCCAUUCGUACAACUAUUACUUUAUUCUAAAAUGCGUUUACAUACACGUAGUGUUCGUGAGGAAGACUAGAAGAUACACGCAAGGUAGUAAAUACGUUAGAUGGUAGAGUGAGUGAGGUGCAUUUCAUUUCAACAAACCCGAGGGCAUCAUUAUUACUUUUAUUACGUUAGCGAUACUGUAUUACCAACAUGAUUUAAUAGAAUUAGUCUGAAUUUUGUCGCCGUCUUCAAAAGGCUCUGUCUAUAUGUUAAUGCUUCUUUUAUAGUAAGUUUUGUUCAUAUUCUCGCGUAUACCACUAUCAUAGCAGUGAGAAGCAAUAUAUGACAGAAAGAGAAACCAUUUUGACUCGCAUUAAUAAGGGUUGAUCAGUUUCACAAACAGAAAAGAAAAACGAAACAGUCGAAUGCUUAGAAGCACUUCAUCUACAGAGUAUAGAUGAAUCAAGAUUAUUUCAUUCUCUUGUCAAGCCUCACAGGUAACAGUAUCAAUUUUCUGCACACGAAGCAAAUGCAUGGUACCACAAUGGAUGUAAAUAAGUUUUAAAUGUUGUACCUAAUUCUAACUUCCAACAGAAUCACACACCGUAGUUCGGCGAACACGGAAAUUGAAAGCAAACACACAACCGUCACCGUUAUACUGUAAAAAAAUAUUGUAACUCUCACCUGAAAUGAAUUCCGCAGCAACUAAAAUAAACCGUGAACUUGAUUAACGAAAAAUAUGCAA
Molecule: messenger RNA, 3379 nt
Organism: Anopheles cruzii
Lineage: Eukaryota; Metazoa; Arthropoda; Insecta; Diptera; Culicidae
Gene: Clamp
Product: zinc finger protein 665
Exons: 10
Coding region: 182-2017 (611 amino acids)
Biological process (GO): regulation of transcription by RNA polymerase II
Cellular component (GO): nucleus
Molecular function (GO): RNA polymerase II cis-regulatory region sequence-specific DNA binding; DNA-binding transcription factor activity, RNA polymerase II-specific
Source: RefSeq, a predicted model, not a curated record